Messenger RNA from Miniopterus natalensis, 8678 nucleotides. The record is from RefSeq and is a predicted model, not a curated record. NCBI's taxonomy places the organism in Eukaryota, Metazoa, Chordata, Mammalia, Chiroptera, Miniopteridae.
AUGCCGGUAGUAAGUUGUCUCGCCAGCAGACAGCCCGCUGCCCUCAGCAGCCGGGACCAGGCUUGGGCAGGAUGGUGCGUUGUAGAAGACAAGAACUCGAAGGUGGCCUGGUUGAACCGCUCUGGCAUCAUUUUUGCUGGGCAUGACAAGUGGUCUCUGGACCCCCGGGUGGAGCUGGAGAAACGCCAUUCUCUGGAAUACAGCCUUCGGAUCCAGAAGGUGGAUGUCUAUGAUGAGGGUUCCUACACUUGUUCGGUUCAGACACAGCAUGAGCCCAAGACCUCCCAAGUUUACUUGAUCGUGCAAGUUCCACCAAAGAUCUCCAACAUCUCUUCGGAUGUCACUGUGAAUGAGGGCAGCAACGUGACCCUGGUCUGCAUGGCCAAUGGCCGUCCUGAACCUGUUAUCACCUGGAGACACCUUACACCAACUGGAAGAGAAUUUGAAGGAGAAGAAGAAUAUCUGGAGAUCCUUGGCAUCACCAGGGAGCAGUCGGGCAAAUACGAGUGCAAAGCUGCCAAUGAGGUCGCCUCGGCCGACGUCAAACAAGUCAAGGUCACUGUGAACUAUCCUCCCACUAUCACAGAAUCCAAGAGCAACGAAGCCCCCACAGGGCGACAAGCUUCACUCAAAUGUGAGGCCUCGGCAGUGCCUGCGCCUGACUUUGAGUGGUACCGGGAUGACACCAGGAUAAACAGUGCCAAUGGCCUUGAGAUUAAGAGCACGGAGGGCCAGUCCUCCCUGACAGUGACCAACGUCACUGAGGAGCACUAUGGCAACUAUACCUGCGUGGCUGCCAACAAGCUGGGGGUCACCAAUGCCAGCCUAGUCCUUUUCAGACCUGGGUCGGUGAGAGGCAUAAACGGAUCCAUCAGUCUGGCCGUACCACUGUGGCUGCUGGCAGCGUCUCUGCUCUGCCUUCUCAGCAAAUGUUAAUAGAAUAAAAAUUUUAAAAUAAUUUAAAAAAAAAAAAACAACACACAAAAAUGCGUCACACAGGAUACAGAGAGAGAGCAAGCGAGAUGGGGGGAGACUGUUUAUUUCACAACUUUGUGUGUUUAUAACUGAAGGGGCAAGUAAGAAAAGGGAGAGGAAAAUACGACACUUAGAACCAUUUUCAAGUCCAUCAGUAAACAUCUGAGUGCAAUUCAGGGUGGGAAAAGCUCUACCAGGCUAUAGGAAUGUCUGAGCAGGUGUGUGAAGACCACAUCGCCUAAGGACACCCAGGUGUAAACACAGGACAAGGGAAGCAGUACCCGAUGGAUAGUAACCCCCACACACGAUCCUUCCUUCAUCUUCUUUCAUCAUGAGGGGGAAAAAAAAGAAAGGUCUUGCCUUUGGUGUGUAUAUUUCCAUCAACUCUUUACUCUGUUCUUCAUCGGAGCCGACUCGUAACCAUUUCAGACUAUCCAUGGAAUCCAAGCUGGAGUCCUGUGUUGAGCCUUUAUCUGGCUUUUCUGCCUCCACUAUCCCCAGCUCCUAAGACCAUCUCCUCCCCCUCCGGUGUGUCCUAUCUCCCCCCACUCUUCCCACGUACCCCCUCUUAUCUCCAUGCCCCGCCUCUCUUCACUCCCACCACCCCGAGCGCCAGGAAGAGCCACUGCAACCUCCCCGCUGUGUGUGCUCGCGUCUCUCGCUCUCAUGUGGGUGUACAUGUGUGUGCGCGUGUGUGUCUCUCUCAAGCAUGCCAAGGGAAUGGUCCAUGUGUACAUAGACUUUGUGCUGUAGAUACUGUCCCGCAUUGUAAUUGUGAGACGCGGCUGUGACACUUUGCUGGGGGACACGGUGGGGAAGGGGGCCCGGAGCAGAGGCCCUUCCCCACCCGUGGCUGUCCCACGACAUCGGUGUGUGUUCAGACCACGCUGUGCCCCUUCCAAGGGCAGAACUUCAUCUUUCUCCUAGUCCAAUCAUCAGAACCCAGUCGAGAGUCACUCAGAAAAUCACUGUCAAUGAAAGUGCCUACUAUUGAUGGGGUGAGCAAACGGUAGAGAGAAUUGGUGACGCGGUGAGGCGGCCUAGGAGAGAAGGUUUCUGAUUUCACUCUUGUUCCACGAGCCUGAGGGACUCGUAGACCCGCUGGCUUGCUGCGGGCUGGGCCCUGCCCUGCUGCAGGGUGAGCGGCAUGUGCUGAGUCAACCCCCAGAAGCAGGAAGGUCUCCGAGUGGUAACUCCCAGGGGGAAGGUGAGGAGCCAUGUGAAGAUCCUAAGCAGCCCUGUUUUGCCCCCUCCCCAGUCUUCAAAUAACCGUGCAUUCGCCCCAUGGAUUCCCCUGAGCAGAGAUUGUUUCCCAUCUGAGCGAAGCAGGAAAGAUGGACAGAUACUCAGAUCCUUACUCAAAUUGUAGAGAUGCCGACAGAGCUCUGAUUGACCGUAACAAAACGGAAUCCUCUCCUGUGCUCCUUUGCAGACCUUUGUCUGGCGUUCUAGGCUAAGACUCUACGUAGUUGCCCAUAUUCUCUCCCUCCUGUUCCACUGCUGGUGUUGGAGCACCACUGAUCAUAGCAGUCUAUCCUUACCUUAGGCCAGGCCACUAGGAAUUGAGUUAUAUUCCAAUUUCCCUGCUCACUUUUGGCUUCUAGUCUCCUGGAAAAGAGACGGUGGGGAAUAUGCUGUUUAAGUCUACAUCUGCAAGCAUCAUCUUGCCAUUAACACUGAAAUGCAAGUUAGUGUCUUAACCAAGAGAGCCAGGAAAUGUAAUAAUUCACCCAGGAGUUGUAUGCUUGCCACAGAGCUUGGCAUUGUCACAACACUGGGAGGAUUUUCUUGGGGAAGGCCUUGCAGAGGGAGCUGGCUCUGUGUGUGUGGAUAGCUUUGUCAGGAAAUCAACCCUACUGAAGUUGAUUGGAAGUCAUUGGAAGUGACUCAGUUUGUGGAAGGACAGAGGAUUAUUAUUGAAGUCAUAAUUGAAAGUAUUUUAGCAGAGCCAAAUAUGGUACCUCACCAAGUUUUGAAAUCUGAAAAAUAGCUCUUAUGUGAUAUAAAACAGGAAACUCCGUAACUGAAAAUCAAAAAAGGAAGAGAGGUAGAAAGGAAAGAAGGGAUGGAGGGUGGGAGGAAGGAAGGAAGGGACAGAGAAAGGAAGAGGGGCAGAAAGGGAAAAAUUCCUCCUGAUAGACUUUAUUAAUUAAAGGCUCUUUGCAAUGAGUCUAUGAGCAUAACAAUCUCCUUGAUGAGCAGGAUUUUUCAUCUCUUCUGAGAGAUUCUACUGUUUGUUUUAGAAGUUUAUCACCAGCCUUCUUUUAUGAUUUUUCAGUUAGAACAUGAAACAGAAGAACAAAUUAGGGUUGGGUAUCAGAAAGAGUGUUUGUGGCAAAUCCUGCUUUAGGACAGGUAACUACUAAAAUACAGGGGAGGUUGGCCAUAUCCCUAGGCAAUGUCAACUUACUGACAAUCAGGGUUUCUCUAAAGUCUGGUCUUAGUACAAGAUUAAAAGUUAUCACCCUUGGUGAGAAAUGUUCCCCAUAUAUAUGAAGACCCAGCCAUGCCCUUAAGUGGAAGCUUUAGAGGAGUACAUGAUAAUGUAAAGAUACGUAAGAGAAAAGUAACAGGAGUUAAUUCAGUUUAGGAUCCGUUUCAGGAACAGGUCCCAGGUAUGUCCCAGAUUUUAAUCAUACACCUAGAUCUUUUAUUGUUCCUGCCCUAUCACAAGGAUAAGGUCUUGGUUUUAUGGAAGGAGAUUCUCCAUCGAAAGGAAUGUCUUUGCCAUGUCGGCACCAUUUGUUCACUGAGUUUUAAUAUAAUGGACCAUAUAUUAAACAUGAUUAAACAUAUAUUGAAUAUUGUGGUGUUUGCCUAUAUCUCUGGCAGGAUCUGGGAAUUUUAAAAAUUCGUCCUAGCCCCUGGUUCAGAGCAAACAUUGACCCAUAAAUCUUGUAGGUUUGAGAAUGUUUCUAAGCAACAUGAAGAAUGGGGAAUACAGACUGGAGAAAGAUCAGGAAAAAAAAGGUAGAAGCCAGAGAACUAUCACCAAGAAAUUGAAUCUAAACAUGGGAUUUCUUGGAAUUUAGUUCCUCGGUGCAUCAUACUGCUAUAAAUCCCCUCAAGAAUCUUGUCCAUUAGUAAUCACAGCUUAAACCCUGAACCCACUGGUUAGAAACAAUUCAGGGGAGUGAAAUGCAUCCAUUAAUCUGAGUGGCUAACAGGUUUAAUGUUCAUCUGCAAAAUGAAACAUCACCAUUUCUAAAACAAAAUCUUUAGACUCGAUUUCCAGUUAAAAAGGCAGAAAUAACCUUGACCCAGGGCACUUUUUGAAGAAUGAAAACUAAUCCUAGGUUUUUCAACUGCAGAAUUACCUCCUCUGAACAAUUGCUCAUCAGAAGGUUUUUGUCUUACUUGAUUUGAGACCUGACAUGGCUCUGCCCUGAAAGAACUGAGACUUACGGGAAAGGCGUUGACUUUCUGUUGGAAAGAAUCAUCCCAUUGACCUUUGCCUUCUCUCCCAAGUCAGACAGACUCCUCCCUUGUCAUGGGCAUUUUUUUAAACUACAUAUUCAGACAACUGGGGCUAUUCAUAGAGACCUUGUAAAAGUACUCGUGAUUUUCAUGUUCUUGGAGGACAGAAACAGAAGUCUGCUUCUCCUCCAAAAAUGGACUUACCUCCUUUGCACACAAAAACUAAACUCCUCAGCAUGAGAUUGUGUCUGAGUUAUCACCCACCAAGUCGGUAGCCUCUUACCUACUCCAGAGUCACAGUUUCCAUCCCCAGGUUGGUUGUGGUUUGACUGUUUCUAUUGGUUUGUCUCCCAGAAUUUCUAUUUUGCUUUUUGCAGGCCUUGAAUUAUUUGUGAAAAAUAAUAUAUGUGUGUGUGUACUACUUUUAAUCUUAUCUUUACCGAUGCUAUAUUCACAAUAUUAUGUGUAUGAGAAGACUCUAGAAUAAUGGUUUAAACUUAGAGAGAAGAAAAGCACUGAAUUUGGUUUAAAAAAAAGGAGCUGUGUUUUGUUUAGAAAGACAUGGAGCCCCAUUUUUUCCCCAUUUGUUUAAAAGCAAUUUGCUUACGUACCAUGUCCCAUGGGAUUCACCAUGGCCAUGCAUUUCUCUUCAUCUUCAUAACUUUUUAGCUUAGAGUUAGUCUUGGUUCUCAAUAGCUAUCAUUUUUAUAGAAAUAAGUGUAAUGCAAUAUCUGACCCAUAAAAACUACUAUUAUUCUGGGACAAAUGUUAAAUAUACCAUAAAAAUAAUGAGAUAAGACCCUGAGUUAAGAAAUGCAAAUCAGUUUAAAAAGCCUCCUUCUUUCCUAAGUAUUUAAAAUAUUUCUCCCCCAAAGACUGCCUUUGCCCCAGUGAUGUAAAUUCUCCACCAGGGUUGGCAUAAUGUCUGUAAACAUCUCCCUAAAUGCAAAACGGGGUUUCCUAGCGGGAGAGAAGCAGACCAUUCUCAUUUGCAUGUAGCUCUGCUUGGGACGCGGCCAACUGCAGUUCAGGGCAGGGCCUUUCACCCAGCAACGCGUCGCUUUCCUCCCGCCCGGACGCUGGUGUUAACAUUACGUUCAGGUUUAAUAUUACACCAGCGCAAAUGUUUAUGGAUAUUAUGGAAAACUUAUUUUAAAAUCUUGAUUUCCUUUCAGCGUAUUUACAUACUGUGUGCUGAUUAAUAAAUUAGGCACCAAUCAUGUGUAAAUCAAUGUAAAUCACUAGUUUAUGUACAUAAUACAAACUAUGUAAACUUCGGUUUUCAGGCAGGGCCCAAGUUCAGCUAAACCUAGGAAUCUUAAAGAGAAAAAAAAAAAAAAACAAGAUAAAAAUAAAUAAGAACCAAAACAUUUCAUAAGUCAAAAUGGGAAGAAGUAAGACUAAUGGUCCAGACUCGAGGUUGUCCCACAAAGGAAGCAGGCCCAAGGGGAACUGUUCGGGCUUCAUAUCCUGCUCAAGUCACAGGAAGCCACCUCUUUGUUCCUUGAGGACUAAAGUGCAGUUUCUCCCAACUGUUUCCACAAUUUUCUCACCUGAUCCCAAAGCAAGGGAAAUGACGAGACAGGGAGGAAGGGUUGUGAGGGCUCAUGUGCCUGCUGCAUUAACUCCAAAUGUCUUCUUGUUACUUCUCACUUACCAUCUAAGACGUCUUAGUGAAAUAGCUCCAGAGAAGUCCCCUACACCUUGAUGAACAAAAUAUUAGUUUUUCUUUUCCAUCCAUCAAAGACAUUGGGAAAACCUCUUUGUCAUCUUAAUCCUAAGAAAUUGUGGAAUAUAAGAAAUGCAUGAUAUCUUUGAGAAAUACCUUGCUAAGGCACCCUAGGAAAUAACUACUUUUACCUAAUCCAUAGACCUCUAUUUCUACGUAUCUACCCUGAAUAUUGCAAAUGAGGUCAAAACCAUUUUAAUCGGGAGCAUCUCUCUCAGACACGUUCUCUUGGAUUCUUUUUGAAAUGUCUGAUGUGUUUAACAGACAUAUAGGCUUUUUCUAAAAUCUAAACAACUGAUAACAUAAAGAGUCAUCAAGGAGAUGACUUCAAGGAUCACAUGACUUUUCUGAAAGGACUGUUAUAGAAAGAAAUUUAGGUCAAGUGAAUAGUUCGCUUAAAAUACACUCCUCAACCCAAGAUACAUGACAACUUUAGAGUGAGGUGGAAAGUGUGCUGGAUCUAUAGUCAGGAGAAUUGGGGCCUAAGCCUGGGUCUGGCCACAAACAAGCCAGGUGCCCUUAAGCAAGUCCUUUAACCUUCCUGACUCUUGGUUUUCUCAUUCUGAAAGUGAGGAAUUUGAGUGACUUCUCUAAAACCUCUGUCAGCUCUAAGCUCUCUGACGCUGAAUAAGAAUUCAGUGCUCUCGCAGUGCUCUGCCCAGUGAGACGUUCCAAGCAGCUGUUUGGCAUCUCUAGUUUGGUCUCUGGACUGUCUUCUCCUCACAACCAUCAUUCCAACAUCUUCAUUUCAAAAGCCAAAUCUUCCUAGAAUAUAAGAUCCCUGGCCUGCUUCUGUAAUUCUCUUCUGAUCGAAACUUCUUAGCAAUGUUGAAAAGGGACACGUUCAGACUAAACUGAAGGCACUUGAAAUAGCUAGAGUUGUUUCCUUAUUUAUCAUAAAAACUAACCCUUGAACUACAUUUUAAUAACCUUUCAUAGGAAGGGAAAUAACCAGAUUGGGUAUUGGGCAUGUUAGUAAGUGAGGAAGUUGUGCAUAUGAAAGGAAACAUCAGUUUUCUCUGAUCCCGGGCCAAGAGCCUCACUGUGGUCAAUGUAUGUCCUUGAAAACACUUUGCUAGUGCUGGUGAUAGAAAGCACGUGGUCCCAGGCAGGUUCCAUGAGAAAAGGGCAAGAUAACAUAUUCUGUUUUGGAAGGAAUUUCUUAUGGCAUAAGUUUUCCUAAACUUGACUUACAGUCUAUGAAGUCAAGACAGUGUAUGGAGAGAAAAUAAACCUCAUUUUCAAAAAGUACAAGUUGAUAUCAUCUAAAGAAGACAAGUUGAAAAUAGGACAGAAAUGAACACAUUUUAGGAGGUUACAGAGCUGAAUGUAGUAAGCGUUGUGAAGGCCAAAAACCAAAUAUGAAAGUUAAGUUCUCCGAGAGGAGGGUAAGCAGAAAGGAUGGUUUCUCAGGUGGUUGAUGAGGAACUACUUUCUUGUGCCAUGUACUGGAUGGAUUGAGCACAGGCCCAUUUGUCUUGUCCCAUCAAAGUAUAGCCCCCCACUAUCCUAGAGGCUCAAUUCAACAUCUGUCCAAUGGUAGCUUUCCAUGCAUUGCUUAAGAGAACAGAAAGAAUGGGAGUCUCCUGUAACUGAAGAGCAGGGAUUGCACAUAACUUUCCAGCAUUACUAUCACUUUACGUAGCUAAGGAAACACCAUGUACUUCGAGUACUUACAAAGCUCUCCUUGAGCGGGGGAAUGACCUGUGCACGGGACAGCUCCCCAUUUCCAUGGGUAUUUCAGAGGUGCCUCCUUCUGAGUGGUGCUCCUGGAUCUGCUCCUGCAGCUGCGUUCUUCUCUGCACAAGCCCUCCCUAUGUAAAGCCAGGCCCAGUGUUCAAAUCUGCUUCUUGCAAAUGGAAAUACCUGGAACUACUAGCUUCAUGACACGUGGCAGUAAUUCUAAGCUAUCUGGAGCCUUUUUGAACCCACUUCCUUAAGUCUUCGCUCUUCACCAGAGAAUGUAAAUGGUUCAUCCUGGUGAAUUAUGGCCAAGCUCUGCAACCUAAGUAUUUACUGGGAGUGGGGGAAGGUUGAAGGGAGGAAAUUACCGGGGGAGAGAAGCAUGGGAGAACACCUCCAACUCCCUCCCGCCGCCCCCAGUGCUUCACCCCUUCCUUCUCACUGCUGUACUGAAUGGUGUAUAAAUCCUGCUCUUGGUUAGAAUUCUCCUUAUUAACAGUGUUAUAUACAUAUAAAUAUAUAUAUAAAUAUAUAAAUAUAUUCCUUUUUUCAACCCUGUAGACAUAAACAGUACUUUCCUUGAUAUAAACACAUGGCCAUUUUUUGUUUGUGUUAUUUUUGGUUGUUCGAGGUUUUUAAUUUUUGUUUAAUGGGUGGAUUUUUCCCCUGGAUAAUAGCUCUGUGAAGGAACAUAAAAAGCGCAGUGUGUGUAAAAAAAAAAAAAAAAUUAAAAUUGAAAAAAGCUUUUUCCCUUUUCUUUUUCAAUGUAUUUAAAUUCUGUUUCUCUCUUCUGUUACUUUACACGUAUGAAUGCUCUGCUCUUCUGUGAUCUUAAAACAAAAUGAAAUAAACGUGAAAAGGAGAUGUGUCUUCA